Ustilaginoidea virens is the source of this 840-nucleotide messenger RNA. RefSeq lists its product as uncharacterized. Lineage: Eukaryota; Fungi; Ascomycota; Sordariomycetes; Hypocreales; Clavicipitaceae. Bases 1 to 840 code for a protein of 279 amino acids. Gene Ontology annotation, biological process: aromatic amino acid biosynthetic process; chorismate metabolic process. Gene Ontology annotation, cellular component: cytoplasm. Gene Ontology annotation, molecular function: chorismate mutase activity. The transcript is spliced from 3 exons. The record is from RefSeq and is a predicted model, not a curated record.
AUGGAUUCUAUCACGGAUAUGAACGACACAUCGAAGGCUUUGGACUUGUCCAGCAUUCGCUUUCAGUUGAUUCGAUUGGAAGACACAAUCACCUUUCACCUCAUCGAGCGAGUCCAGUUUGCCCUCAACAAGAGAAUCUAUACCGCCGGUGCCAUUGAAAUUCCCAACAGCGACCUCUCCUUCUUCGACUGGUACUUUUUCGAGCAAGAAAAGCUGCAAUCCCUCAUCCGCCGCUACGAAUCACCCGACGAAUACCCCUUCUUCCCCGAAGCUGUCCAAAAACCAAUCUUGAAGCCUCUCGAUUACCCCAAGAUCCUGCACCCCAAUAAUGUCAAUGUCAACGACAAGAUCAAGAAGUUCUACAUUGAAAAGUUUCUUCCAGCUGUCUGUGCAAACUCUGGACGCGAAGACCGUGGCGAGUCCCAAGAACAUUACGGCUCAUCGGCAACCUCGGACUUUGCAUGCUUGCAAGCCUUGUCGCGCAGAAUUCACUAUGGAAAAUUUGUCGCCGAAUCCAAAUACAGGUCUGAUCCUGAAAUGUAUAAGCGUCUGAUAAGGGCCAAUGACCGUGCGGGCAUCGAGGAGAGCAUCACCAACAAGGCUGUGGAGAAGUCGGUUUUGGCGCGGUUGCGACUCAAGGUGCUGACCUACGGUAAGGAUCCUUCUACUUCGCAAGGCGAGGAGGAGCAUGUCAAGAUCGAUGUGGAUGCCGUGGUAUCCAUGUACGAGAACUUUGUUAUUCCGUUGACGAAGGAAGUGGAGGUGGAAUAUUUGAUGCAGAGACGCACUCCGCCGAGGUCGAGAUGCGAGCAUGGUCAGAAAGGCGCAUGGCAAAUAUAG